GAGAGGACUUCGCUGGCAGUAAAAAAUUAAAAACAUAAACAAAAGCAAAACAUAUAUUUACUGUUAAGCUAGAAGAGCGAAGCAAGCAGCGACAGGGAGCGCGGAAGGACAUUUGGGUUGUAUGGCACCUCAGUUGUGCGUCAUGAAUCCUGCGCAAGGAUCACCACCCUCGGCUGCAGCACCAGAGGACACCUACCCAAAGGAGUGCGCCUCAGGAGUCUCGGCACCGAACCAGCUCGACCUGUCACCUGUCACCAGGUGCAAAGGCAAAAGUGUGGAUCUGUCUUUCAGUGUGGAAUCGCUCAUAUCUGGAGACAGGACGCAGGGUAGAAGUCUCCGAUUGACGGAGUCCAGCAGAGGAUGCGCAACAGAGGACAGUGCGUGCGCUUCACCAGUGGAACUUAAUGGAUCCAAAGCUGAGAAUGUGGACGUCAACGACAAGGAGAGUAACCACUGGUUCCAGUCUGCUGCUUACACAUCACCUCCGAGACUCCCAAGCCCGACACAUUGCAAUCUACGCAAACACAAGAACAAUAGGAAACCCAGAACUCCCUUUACAAGCUCUCAGCUGCUGUCCCUGGAGAGAAAGUUCCGUCAGAAACAAUAUCUCUCCAUCGCCGAGAGAGCGGAGUUCUCCAACUCCCUCAGCCUCACAGAGACACAAGUCAAGAUUUGGUUUCAGAACCGCAGGGCCAAGGCCAAAAGACUGCAGGAGGCUGAACUGGAGAAGCUCAAGCUGGCCGCCAAGCCUCUGAUGCCGGCCUUCGCUUUCCCUUUCCCUCUGAGCGCACCCAUAGGCGCACCGGCCCUCUAUGGGGCAGUGAACGGCCCUCGGCCAGCCUUACCUGUACCAGGACUAUUCGGUGGACCUUACGGGAUGUACUACUUGUCGUAACCGGAGGCCUUUUUGGGUGGGAAAAGCCGCUUUUAGAACAUGUCCGUAAAAGUCUCUUUUAAAAUGAAGAAAUAUACAUGAGAAUAUUUAUUCAGUCACACAUGAUCUGUAAAUUAGAUUUAACUAUAAAUAUAUUCAAUAUAAAAACAGUUAAAUUGCUUUAUAUUUGUUGCAAAUUUGGCCUUAAAAAAGUCUAACGAAAAUUACCAAAAUGCUUACCAUUUUCUGUUGCAAUUAAUGAUUUUAAUGAACAUUUCUUCAAGACUGUAUAAACCAGAAAUGACAAUUCUCUCAAAAAACAUGUAGCAAGUGCGAAAAUGAGGAUUCCAAACUAUGAUUACUGUUCUUUUGAAAAAGACUUUCUACAGGAUUUAUGCAUAAAAUAAACCAAAACCAGGUCAUGUGACUACAUGUUAUAUAUUGUAAUCCAAAGAUUAAAACCAGCCAAUGCAAUUACAUUCAUUUUCUUAAAAUUUACAACGAACCCUGAUCUUUCAGCAUGUCAAGUAUACUCAUUUUACCAAUGCAGCACAAUUGUUUAGGACUGAAUAAAAAUAAUGAAGCAUUUGUACACCAUUGACCUUUAAAUUAAAAUACCUCAUAAAAAAUGUUUUUUUUCCCCCCACAGACCCUUAAAAAGCUCUAACAACACAAAAAGUUGGCAAAAUUUGUAUGUGUAAAUAAAAGUUAAUUACUUAUUUUAUACUCAAAGUAAAUGGAUUUCAAUCUGUUAUGUGUGUAUUCUAUAUUGUUGA
Messenger RNA from Dunckerocampus dactyliophorus (ringed pipefish), 1650 nucleotides. RefSeq names its product muscle segment homeobox 3 (gene msx3). The record is from RefSeq and is a predicted model, not a curated record. Gene Ontology annotation, molecular function: RNA polymerase II transcription regulatory region sequence-specific DNA binding; DNA-binding transcription factor activity, RNA polymerase II-specific. The transcript is spliced from 2 exons. Bases 122 to 895 code for a protein of 257 amino acids. Gene Ontology annotation, cellular component: nucleus. Gene Ontology annotation, biological process: regulation of transcription by RNA polymerase II; embryonic morphogenesis. Lineage: Eukaryota; Metazoa; Chordata; Actinopteri; Syngnathiformes; Syngnathidae.